AUGCCUUACACGCCCCCAUCCCGCUCCCCCGCCUCCUCAGCUAUCCCUUCGCCGGACGUUAGCAGAAGAUCCUCCUUCAUUUCUCCGAGCAUACCUUCCCCGAGACCUGCCCUACCACGGUCCUCUUCCUACCUAUCCAGGCACCGACGAUCUGCCUCGGCCGGGAGCAUACCCACACUUGCAGCGCCCGUUGCCGCAAAUGGCCCGACACCCGACAUCACCCCUCCGGGGACGUCGGAUAAUUUGAAGGGGAUGGCUGUUGCCUUUGCGGCCCCUGUGAGACAGUCCCCGCCGCCUGUUGCUGACGCGAAGGCCAUGCCUCCUGGGGCUAUCAUCUCGCCACCCGACUCGUCGAGCGAAGAUGAAGGGGCUGUCGAGUCCGAGGCCCGAGGUAGAAAGAUGGAAACAGUUGAGCUCAAGGUGUUGAAGGAAGCUAUCAGUGCCAUGUCGCAGCCUCGUGAGUCGUCGCCGGUGCGGUCAUCACUCAGCGACAUCCCACCAUCCUCGAAGAGUAACAACCCUGUUGGGGAGUCGCGGCAAACACGCAUUGCUUCCGGGUUACCAGCUCUCAACACCAACACCCGCAAGGUGUCCCAUUCGAGGUCACAGACCGAAUCUCAUAUUUACUCGAUGUCGGCCGAAGCAUCUUUAUCCAACUCCGAGGAUGGGUCCGAGCAAGAUGAGCCCUCGAGGAAGCCGCAAAUGGUGCGAAAAAAGUCGGGAGAGCUGGUACGACCGGCACUACGACCGCCAUCACGGAGGAGGCCGUCAAGUAUGCCGGGGACGCCGACAUUUUCAAAGGCUGUCCAUUUCGACUCUCACCUCGAACACGUUCGGCACUUUUUGCAACUGGACCGUCCUCUCGCCGUCAGUGCCGGUUCCUCUCCGGCGGACCACUACGAGAGCGAUAAUGAGUACCCUUUUCCUGUCGAGGAGAAAUCUAGCAUACGGUCUCCCCCGUUCGAAUGGGAACUUGCUAUCGGUAGCAUCCCCCCAGAGACUCCAUUUCGGAGAGCUCUCCCUGUUAGGUUAGAGAGGGUGUGGAUGUCACCUGACCAGAAAUCUUUGCUGGGGUCGGUAGCCGUGGCGAACCUAGCUUUCCACAAAUCCGUCGUAUGCAGGUUUACCUUUGACUAUUGGAAGACUACCUCCGAGGUUGCUGCCGAGUUCCACCAGGAGAUCCGACUGCGCGAGACCGAGACCAGCCAGGACAGGUUCCAAUUCAGCCUCAAGUUGUCCGACUUCGCCAACCUCGAGGCCAAGACCCUGUUCUUCUGUAUUCGCUAUAAUGUAAACGGAGUCGAAUAUUGGGAUAACAACGACAAUACCAAUUUCCAAGUAGACUUUCGUAAGAAGGUGCUACCUCAGCCUGGGAAUAAGAACUCUCCAACCCCCCAGAACGCGGCUUCUGCUCGACCUGCGAAUGGACUGCCACGUAGUACACGACGAACGAACGCUAACGCUUCUACCGUCGCGCGUCCGAAGUCCAUGCCUCCCGGCGCUAUGGAUGAGUUCGGGCACGAGUCGAAGCUGGAUGGCUUUGAUCGGCCUCUCCACGAAGUGCUCGGGGAGUCAGGCCAGAGUGGUUUGCGCCUAAAGACCUCCAAGUCGUCGACCAGCCUGCCCAGUGACAAUCUCCCAAAUCGGGUGUCAACUCCAAGUGGACAGGCGUUCGCCAAUCGGUAUGACUUCGGAGCAUCCCUCAGUGCCGCCAAGCAGGCCCACCGAGACCGAGAAUCAAGCCAGCGAGGCAGCGCUCUAUACAUGAAGGCUCACAAGAAGACGAGCACGCCCCCAAGUUCGGAGGUGUCGCCGACUAGUACAACUCCGUCCGGAUCGUCGUCGGCUUCUACGCCAACCCCACGGGUCAUUCGCCCGAUGUUCCCCCGGCCAAGCUCUCCGUCGGCUGGUGGUAUAGCGUCGGCUUCGUACGAAGAGAUCCUCAACAAAUACUGCUUUACUAACCGACAUAUUUGUUUCCAGUUCAACGGCUCCAAGCAAUCUAGCCCUCAAGCCAAGGACGGGACCCUGCAGAAUGGCCGGCUUGACAACAUGGAGGAACUGUUUCACGUAGCCAACGAAGCCAAUCCGGGUCCGAACGGUAGUCCGAACCUGGCUGAGCGGCCUCACCAUUACGGUGCCAUUCAUCACUCACUCCGGCAGAAUCUCAACCCGUAUUUGCACACCUCGUAUGUGCCAACCACUGGUGGAUCUCCGGCAGAAGCACCAAUGUCACAGCAGUCCAUCGGGCCCUUGAACCAGCCGAGUUCUACCGCCACGGCCCCCACAGUGAGGACACCGUCUCCCGGCCCAAUGUCUAGUUUCAUGCCUCUUACCGGUAUGUCCCUGAUCAGGUCCCCCGUCGACCCAACUCCAUUCCACGCCCAAGACAUGCAAGACCGUUUCCCGUUCGUGGCAGACACUUAUACUGCGACAGCAAUAAGAGGUUGA
Durotheca rogersii is the source of this 2451-nucleotide messenger RNA. Its product is annotated as carbohydrate-binding module family 21 protein. Bases 1 to 2451 code for a protein of 816 amino acids. Gene Ontology annotation, cellular component: protein phosphatase type 1 complex. Gene Ontology annotation, molecular function: protein phosphatase 1 binding; glycogen binding. Gene Ontology annotation, biological process: regulation of glycogen biosynthetic process. The record is from RefSeq and is a predicted model, not a curated record. The transcript is spliced from 2 exons. NCBI's taxonomy places the organism in Eukaryota, Fungi, Ascomycota, Sordariomycetes, Xylariales, Xylariaceae.